Homarus americanus (American lobster) is the source of this 4892-nucleotide messenger RNA. It is a transcript of the gene Su(var)2-10, whose product is annotated as E3 SUMO-protein ligase PIAS1-like. Gene Ontology annotation, biological process: protein sumoylation; regulation of transcription by RNA polymerase II. NCBI's taxonomy places the organism in Eukaryota, Metazoa, Arthropoda, Malacostraca, Decapoda, Nephropidae. Gene Ontology annotation, molecular function: transcription coregulator activity; zinc ion binding; SUMO ligase activity. The transcript is spliced from 13 exons. The record is from RefSeq and is a predicted model, not a curated record. The coding region runs from base 142 to 2535 and encodes 797 amino acids.
CCAGUUGCGGGUAACACUUAUUCUUUAAUGUUUAGUGUCAGUAGUAAUAUGCUUCGAUGCAGUUGUCUGUGCUUUUACGACUUUAUAUACAAAAUGUAAUGGUCCUGUGUCGUCACGAGGGAUCUUUUUUUUGUUUAGAGAAUGGUAAUGACCUUUCGGGUCUCAGAACUUCAGAUGCUACUGGGAUAUGCUGGGAAGAACAAAACAGGUCGCAAAAAUGAACUGCAGAGUCGAGCCAUAGAAAUAGUGAGGUUAAGAAAUCCUGCCAUACAAGCCAAGAUAAAAGAGUUAUACAAAAGCAUACAGCAGUCCCUGAGUUAUGAACACCCGACUUACGAACACCCGCACUUACGAACGGGAUCCCAAUAUAUUCAUCACACAAAUCUACUAGAGAUGAUGUCGUUUGGUGACAGGUCACAAGCAGCAGCCAGUGGACCAACAGGAAUCCAUCCAGCCCAGAAAGUUCCUAUGGGCCUCAACACCAUUGCAAGUUACACUCAAUCUGGAGGUGUGGGAAGCAUUGGUGGGGUAAAUUCAACACACAACAGUUCCAGAUAUUCCACAAGUUCAUCACAGGUGGCACCUACAGGAAUAUCUACAGCUGUGGGCUAUUCCACAUUAACCAGUAAUAGUCACAACUCAUCAUACCCGAUUAAUCCAGAUGUCAAAUUAAAGAAGUUGCCAUUCUACGACAUCCAGGGAGAAUUGCUGAAACCAUCAUCACUUGCACCCCAAGGGUCAGGGCGCUAUCAGGAAUCCACAUUCACAUUUUCCCUCACUCCACAACAAGCCAACAAAAUUGCAAAUUCAAGAGAUCUACGACCAGGCAAACAGGAUUACUCGGUUCAGGUACAGAUGAGGUUUUGCUUACUAGAGACGACUUGUGAACAAGAAGAUAACUUCCCACCGAAUAUUGCUGUCAAAAUCAAUGAAAAAAUGUGCCCAUUGCCAACCCCAAUCCCUACCAACAAACCUGGAGUAGAACCAAAGCGACCAUCUCGCCCAGUCAAUGUAACUGCACUCUGUCGUAUAUCUCCCACAGUAACCAACAGAAUACAGGUGUCCUGGGCCUCAGAAUAUGGGCGGUGCUAUGUCAUAUCUGUUUACUUGGUGCAGAAGUUAUCCUCAGAUGACCUACUACAGAGAUUAAAAAAUAGAGGGGCCAAAAUUGCAGACUUCACAAGAUCACUCAUAAAACAGAAACUACAAGAAGAUGCAGAUUGUGAAAUAGCCACAACAUCUUUGCGAUGCUCUCUUAUGUGUCCUCUUGGGAAGAUGCGAAUGAUGUUACCAUGUCGAGCGAGUACCUGUGAUCACCUCCAGUGUUUUGAUGCAUCACUUUAUUUACAAAUGAAUGAACGAAAACCCACCUGGACGUGCCCUGUUUGUGACAAGAGUGCUGUCUACGAUUGUUUAGUGAUUGAUGGGUACUUCCAAGAGGUCCUUCAACAGAAUUCUAGCUGUAAUGAAGUGACAUUACACAAAGAUGGGGGUUGGACACCUCUCAUGCCCAAGAAGGAACAAAAAGAGCCUGAGGUUGAGAAGCGGAAAUCUGAAGUAGCUGUAGAAACAUUAAGUGAUGACAGUGAUGAUGAUGAUGAUACUCGAGACCAAGAUGAUGCACCCAUUGUAGAAGAGGUAAACAAUAAGAAAAAAUCUGCUGAGCCAGAGAUCAUUACACUUACUGAUAGUGAAGAAGACGAUGACUCGGCACCACCUCCUGCCAAACGUCCUAAUAAUGGCCAAACUACUGUCCCGGUUUCUUCAGCAUCUGCUUCUGGGUCAGCUGGCAAUAGUACUCCACAUGGUUCAGAGGGCACUAAGUCAAACGAUUCUUGGUGCGUAGGGGAAGUUGACCCCGGGAAACGACUCGUCUUUAGGAAAUCCCUCUCUUCCUCAUCUAAUGGCACUGGUGGACUACUUACACCAGCAGGGGGCAGCAGUGGUGGAGCAGCUUUUUCACCUCCAUCUUCUGGGUCAGUGAGUCCCCAGGUGAUCUGCUUGGACAGCCCUGCAUCAUCCCCAUCACCACCUCCACGUAGACCUAAUCAGGGGCCAUCUCCUUUACCUGCAGGAAUCUCACUUACUCCUGUAGUGUCAACCUCUUCCCCUACCUUUCCCUCAGGUUCCACUGAACUACGGCAAGUCAUCAAUGUCACAUCCAGAAGCACUCCUCCAAUCACAGUCAGCAGCAUCAGUACUAAUAGCAGCAGUCCGAUCCCACAUACCAGUAUAUCAGCACUAUCUUCAUCCUCAAGUACUGCAGGAACUAUAUCCUCUUCCAGUACCAAUGCUUCUAACUUCCUCACUCCCAAUCCACAAGACCCAUUAGCCACCUCACCAACAUUCAAUAUACAGCCUACCUCUUCAGCUGCAGCUGCAGCUGCUGCUGCUGCUGUUGCUGCUGCUGGACUUAACCCAAAUCCUUACUCCCUUCCACCAGCACUACAGAACCUUUUUAAUCCCUUGGGAAUGAUGCCUCCUACUACUGUGUCUGGCAGUCUGCCAUUUAGACCCCAAGACAGAUAUAUGUAAAAGCUUAGCAAGUACAGAUAUGUACUAAUUAUUAGGUAUCAAAUUGGAAAUUAUGAAACAUAUCCUUCUUAGGGUAUAUGUACAUAAAACAGUUGGGAUUAGGUACUUCUGGAUCAGCAAUUUCUUGAUAGAUUUUUUUUUUUCCACAAGUGUUUCUUGUGGGAGGUAGUGUUUAGUUUGGUUGCAAAACCCAUUCACCAAAGUGUCACUGUGUAUUUUUAGUUAAAUUUAGGAGUGCUCUUCAUAUAGUCUUUUGGUUAUCACAAAGGACUUAAUUUAGUGGUAAGUGAUAGCCAUUGGAAAUAGAGGAAAUGUUACAAGUACAAAUGUAUUCUGUGAGUUUGUUCCUUAACGGGAUAUGGUUAACACUUGUACAGUACAGUGGUGAGAGCUCGACCAAUAUGAUCAUUAGACUCAAAAUUUGCAGAUAUUGUAUUUAAGAACUUACAGCUAUCUCAAAGCACUUUAACCCUUAAACAGGCAGGGGCUUCCCUUAGCUGAAUAAAAUUGUCUGGCAUUAGCCAGAAUAAAUUACCUAAGGGAUACUUUGUCCUCUAAAGGGCUAAACCACUUCAUGUUAAAUAGCUUUUAAAGUUUAAGGGUUAAGCUUUUAUGAUACAAGAUAUUUCAUGGUGUAAGUGCUAUUUUUUUAUUUACAUAUAUACUGUACUUUCUUUUAGGGGUUAGAAAAUAGUCAAAUGUUAUAUAAAUGUUAGAAGCAUAAACUGUGUGUGUGAAAACCAAUCCAUGAAUUUUUUCUUUCUUCAUAAAUCCCCCAAAUUAGGGGAGCACAUGGUCACUGCUUUGAUUCACCCAUUUGUUUUUCCAGUAUUAAAUGUCAGACCUGUGAAGCAAUUGAAGUGAAAUAACACAAAUACAAGGGUCCCAAUUUAUCAUUGUUAUGUUAUUAAGUCACCAUUGGAUUAGAGAAGGUAUCUAUUUGGUGUCGUUUUGUUUCGUUAUAGCGCCGUUGGCUGUCACAUGCUACCGCAUAAAUACAUUAUGUUGCAAAGGACCAAAGGAACAUUCCUGUUUCAGCUUGGCUGCAAUAUUAUGUACAUUUGUGCUUCAUAAGAAUAUGCAGGAUAUUUUGCAUUAUGGUCAGUCUACCCCAACAGUGACUAGCACAAAUAAAUCCUGGAAAACAAUAACCUUUGCCACCAAAUUUGAGGUUUUAAUCUCUUCAGUCAGAGGGACUUAGCUGGUAUGUCUCUUUACACCAAGCAUCUCAUCAGAGGGACGGUAGGAAAAGCAGGGAGGGCGAAAUUGCUCUGAUAAGGCUCUUGUCUUAUUUUAAGACUCUCUGAUAUCCUUUCCUCCUCCUCUUGUGUUGGGGGUGAGUAUUGAGUUUACUGUAUUUAUCUGUUUUCUUGUAUCCUUUUCUGAGUGGCCAGCCUGUUCUCUUUACUUGUUUGAUAAGAGAUUAACCGCCAUAUGGUAGGCUGAGGGAUGGGAGCAUUCACCCCCUCUGAUAUAGUGUUUGAUGACCAUAUCAGCCCCUCUAAGCAAAGGGGUUAGGCAGCUUGAUGCUGUUGAGAGUUGUUCACAUUGGUGUCAUUCCAGGUUUACCACACACCAAGAUAAGAGCUAUUCAAGGUAAUGCUGAGAAGAUUAGCAUCAGUUUUCCAUGUGUUACAGCCAUUAGUACCAAGAAUAUUAAAAGGUCCCAACAUCAAUUAAUGAAGAAUAUGUAAAAUCUACUCAGUCUGGAUGGAUGACCAGAACCAGUGUACAGUAGUAUACCCCUUAGUCUGGCUGUGACAUGAGCUAAGGCACCAUACAACCAGUCAUUAUCACCCCCUUAUUCGGAUAAUGGGAAAAUUUAUUUGUUUAGUGUUGUUAUGUUUUAAAGUUUUUCUUUUCAGGAAUACAUAUUCAUGAGACAAGGCAGUACACAGUAAAUUCUAGAUGGUGAAGCUCAAAAAUAGGGUUCAGGUAUCAACAAGUCUUUCCUUCAGGGAGCAUCAGCCAGUUUCACCAGUCAUUUGAUAUAAGGAUCAUAUAAAGAAAACCCCCAACACUUCUUUUUUCAAGUACUUGUAUAUUGAACCUGUUGUCUGUCAAAGUGCCCUGAAAACAAACUUGAGAUUUACUGUUGUUUUACAACUGGUGAAGUAGUUAUGAAUUUUACCAAAGAUAUUCCCAAAGUUUAGAUUGUUAAAAUUUACAUUUGCCAUCAGCAUGGCUCAAUAAAGAGAUUGCAUACCUUUGGACCCAACCAUGUCUCAAGUGAAGGUGGAAGGAUCAGAUUCCCAGGUUACAAGUGGUACACAACAUGAUUUUAACGAGACCACUGUUAACCUACCUCUUUGCUGGAACACAAAGAAUACUACACAGAACAUAUGGGUAAUUCAAAA